GGGGGGGGAACAACAACAGCCUUUAUGGAUCAUGUGCGCGCUUCAUUGCUGCACAGCUCUACAUCCAAGGCGUCCUCUGUAUGAAAAAAUGUUCCACUUUCACCUCUUGGCAAAAGGAGGGAGGGAGAAUGAGGGGAAAACUGCUGUGAAAGUACAUCCAGAAGCUCUGCUCUGUUUGUGUAAGCUCUUUCCCUUGUGAAUUUUGUUGUGAUCUUUGAGCUGGUGGCUUUUUGCACUAUGUUGGGCAAAUAAAUCUGCCCUGAAACAUUCUGUCAUCAGACUUUCCAUACCACGGUGUUUUUCUUGCAGUGUGGCACGGAGUAUUCAGGAGUCCCCAGGAAUCCGAAAACUUGGGGAACCCUCAGCAGCUCCUGGUGGAUAUGGGAGGCAUUCAUGGCACACAGGAAUCAGGCAGGGGUUCCUCCUUUGUCAAGGAACCUCACGGUUCCCCAGUCCUGUGUCUUGUCUGUGUCUUGUUUCUCAUCUGUAUUUGAACUACGCACACUUCUAGUUUGGAGUGGUUGGGAAAUAAUUGCAUUGAUAUGGGUAGAGGAGGAGAAGGGUUGCACGGAGGGGUUAUUUUGCAGUAUUUUUAGUGCAACUACGCUUGAUGGAUUGUUUCUGGUCUUGGCCAACUCCACUGACUUACAGGAAAGAAGGGAUCCGGGGGAGGUGAUCUCUCCCCGAACUGUAGUUGUUUGCAAUAUAAACAGCUGAGCUAUUCCUCAGAGCCUCUCUUAGAGAAAAACAAAACAAAACCAGGCAUUUUUGGGGUGAGUUCUAAUGUAGACAAAUGAUGCAAAUUACACCCUCCAAGUGCUUAUCAGCUUGGCUUUGUGAAUGCUACCUGUGGUUAGCUGGAGUGAUUCCUGACAACAACAGGCUAAGGAGAAGAUCCAUAAAAAUUCCUUGGAAAUAGACUGUUUUCUUCUGUUAUAACUCCAAUGUGGGGACCCUUUCCCUCCUAGAAGCUUUCUGCUGUUUGAGUCUGAUCAGGGGGGUUUGGCAGCGUGCUCCUUGAGCUCACUGGGGCUCUUUGGUUGCUUCCAGAGGAGAUUCAAGUUGGAUAUUAGGGAACGCUUCACCAAAAAGAGUGGUGAUGCAGUGGCACAGCUGCCCAGGGAGGUGCUGGAGUCACACAUCCUGGAGGUGUUCAGGAGCCGUGAAGAUGUAGCACUGAGGGAUGUGGGUAGUGGGCAUGGUGGGGUGGGUCGGUGGUUGGUCUUGGUGAUUUUAGAGGUCUUUUCCAACCUUCAUGAUUCUGUGAUUCUUUGUGGGGCUGCAGCCAACGCCUUGUGCUGGGCCAGUGGGAUGGGACCAGAGUUCUUCAGUAGAAAGGGGGGGUGAGUGCACCCUCAGUGCUGUACAGCUUAGCUUUGUACUUGUACUGCUAAUCUCUGUUAUAUUUAGGGCUGGGAAAAUUGUCUGUUGACAUGCAUUUGCUUCAUAAUACGUUCCUCUGUCCCCAAGAAGCAUACGGUCUUGUAGGAAGGGCUGGUAUGAAGCAAGCUGAUACGCAGCUAUUUGUCCUCCCUUUUUGGGUUACGUAGGAGUGGGAGAGAUGCCAAAUAUUUUGCUUGUUUUGCAGCAAGCGUGUAAUCGCAUACAACGCGUUUCUGCUUUAGAUCUAUGGAGCUUCAGGAGAUGAAUUCAAAUGCAGGAGUUGGUUUAGAUUUUAGUAACUGAUGUCCCAAUGUAAUAUCAGCUUGAAGAAGCAGAGAAGUCGGAGUAUCUUUAGCACCUUAUUCUGCUGCUUUCGUGACUACAAUGUCGAACCACCAUCUACCAACAGCACCAGUGCUCUUCCUCCUUUGGUGGAGGAGAAUGGAGGACUUCAGAAGGGUGACCAGAUGCAGGUCAUGCCUAUACCAAGUCCACCAGCUAAAUACCUCCUGCCAGAACUGACAGCAUCAGACUAUGGGAAGAAGUGUGUGGUCAUUGAUUUAGAUGAAACUUUAGUGCACAGUUCAUUUAAGCCAAUUAGCAAUGCUGAUUUCAUCGUUCCCGUUGAAAUCGAUGGAACCAUACAUCAGGUUUAUGUAUUGAAACGACCACAUGUGGAUGAAUUUCUUCAAAGGAUGGGAGAGCUCUUUGAAUGUGUUCUCUUCACAGCAAGUCUAGCCAAGUAUGCAGACCCAGUAGCCGACUUACUGGAUCGCUGGGGUGUGUUCAGGGCAAGGCUAUUUAGAGAAUCCUGUGUUUUCCACCGGGGCAAUUACGUGAAGGAUCUGAGUCGGCUGGGACGUGAGCUGAGUAAAGUUAUCAUAGUGGAUAAUUCUCCUGCAUCUUACAUCUUCCAUCCUGAAAAUGCAGUGCCUGUGCAGUCCUGGUUUGAUGACAUGACAGACACAGAGCUGCUAGAUCUUAUUCCUUUCUUUGAAGGACUAAGCAAAGAGGAAGAAGUUUACAGUAUGCUUCAUAAACUCUGCAACAGGUAGCCCUUAACUUUGACUGACUUCUGCUACUAGGUUGCAGUUGCUAGAGGAUGUCUCCAUCUUUUUCAGCUCUUUCAAAUGUAAGCUUUGGGGAGGUCACUCCUGUCAGAAGUGCUACUCUCGAUCUUCCUGUUACAUUGGACACAAAGGACAAUCAUGAGUGAUGCUAUUAAGCCUUCAGAAGCCUGACUCCUAAGGUCACGUGUUCAGACUACUUUUUUUAAAGGAAAAAAAAAAAAAAAAAAAAAAGAAGCUAUUUUAAAUGGGACUCUUUUAAUGAAUUUCAUAAAUGGACAUCUUUUACUGGAUCAGCUUUUCUUAAAACAUGCCAAAAAAAGAAGCUUGUAUUUCAGCAGUUGAAUUUCUCUCCCUUUCUUCCCCUCCCACUAUGCAGACAAUUUUACCCCCCCUGCUUAGAGCAGUUGACCUGACUCUGAAUUUUUUCUUACAGAAUGAAGUGCCUUCUUGAAUGUUAUUUUAAGAUAAAAAUUCAUUUUUGUAUAAGACUUAUUUCCAGACAUCUUUUAGUCUUGUAUUGUCUAAAUGCUUUAAAAGGAAAAAGGAAAAAAAUUUUAUAGAGCACUGUAAUAUAUAACAAAGGAAAAAGUUAAAAACAAAGAUGCUGGGUUCCUGUCUCCACGCUGACAUUAAGUUGUACUACGUUUUGUCAUGCUCAGAAGGUUUAAGUGUUUGUGGGAGGGGGUGAUUUGGGUCACUGAUGUGGUUUUGGAUACAGCUUUGAACAUAUCUGCAGUUGUUUUGAGUAUUAGGGAGUGAUGGAAUUGAGAAAAUAGGGUGACAAAUAGAUCUAAAGCACCUUGACUUCUAGACAGAUGAAGUUCUAUUGUCUCUGCUUACGCACAACUGUCAUGCCUCUCAUCUUUUGGAAAAUCAUUAUCUUGGGAGAACGGGGAGGAGAUCUAUUUAUUAGUUUAAAAUUCUUUCCUUAAAAAGAGACCCAUCCGGGUAAGCUGGAUCUGUAUGGAGCUGUUUGGAGUACUUUUUUCUUUUAAUUGCUGCUACUGUAUUCUCACCAAAUGGAGUUGACCAUCGGCUGUUAAACUGUUUUUGCCACUGUGCCUGUGCUAUGAAACAUUUUCUGUAAGCUGCAAACUUGGGCAAUAAAUAAAACGCAGGCUUCAUAACCCUUAUGUAUUAAUCCUAUGGUAUUCGAGAUACCAAAAAACUCAGUAAAAGGUGACCUGCAAAGGAAAUUUUAUUAACCUUUGUAUUCUUUGUUUCAGUUUAGAUGAAAUCCUCUUCUUUUUUUUUUUUUUUAAUAUAAAAAAGCAAAAAGUAUUCUUCCCUUAUCUGAUUUGUAUUUCUUCUUUUCCAAGGUGUAAUGUACAGGCAGGGAGCUAUGUCAGGCCUUUCCAGAAGGGCAGAAUAACCAGCCUAGAUUGUCUCCAGAGUGGUCCUCUGCUUUGGGGCUGACUAAAUCUCAUCUCUGAAGCUGGAAUUCUGCUUAGCAGCUGUUCUUCUCAAGUGUCAUCGGUACACUGGAAUAACUUUGAAACUAUUUUAAACCCUUUGAAGGAAAAUGCACUUAUUUGUUUUCCUUUCCAGCGUCACCUUUUAAUUAUUUUCCACACCUGAAAUCUACAAACGUAAAAUUUGCAGCUAUAUUUGGUUGCCAUCAAAGAAAACCAAAUGAGAGGAGUUGGUGCUUCUAAUUAGCAUAGUGCUAAAUUCUGAACAGCGGAUCCCCCUUUGCCUUUCCCUUUCUUCUUGAAAAGUCUUGACAGACUUGGGGAAAAAAAAAGAAAAGAAAAAGCGAUGGACUCAUCAUCCUUGUCUAACCCAUUGGUGAAGCAGCUUAAGGAAUCCAUUCAUAGAAGGGCAGGCCAGCCUACACAGGCAGUGAGUAGGUUGGUGUGGGUGCAGUGUGAGCUGGGGGAUGACCUGGCCCUCGCAGUGAGGGUGAUGGAGGCAGCCCAGGAACACUUGUGAGUCUGUGCGGCGUCACCGUUUUGUUUCCUCACCAGUUGGCAUUACCUUAGUACUGUAUGACUCUGUGCCACAACAGAAGACAAAGCUGACACUUAAACGUACAAAAAACAGCAACAACAGCAAAAGCAUACGUUGCUUGGGAAAAAAAAAAACAAAACAACAUAUGGAUUCUGGUUAGUCCAUUAACGUUGACUUUCAGUUUGAGAUUGUUUAAUUUUGUAUUUGAGUUCAGAGUAAUGAAACUGUAAGCUGCCAAAAAGUUUGUUGUCUGAGCAGUAUUUUCAACUGUGUUUGUAGCUCCUGUGUUGCAGAUGCAGUUUGCAGGGAAGUAUUCAGGUCGUAGUUAGUUGUGCAGGUAUGGUAGGAAUGGCUGAAAAUAUUCAAAGACUUUCUCACUAGCAUUAGACCAAACAACCUUCCGAUGAGACGAUGAGUAACCCCCCGAGGCGUCCCCAUUUUACGGUUGUAACCUGUUACAUGUGAGAUGAACAUGUCGUUAGUUUGCAUUUACGAAAGCAGCAAUUUCAUGAACCAGUUGCCUUAAGUCUGUGAAUGAAUGUUGAUUAUUCAAGUGUCUUGUAUUGUUUUCAAAUCUGCAUAUAAUGGACAACUGAACUUCUGUUCCAGGUUCUGGAUGAGCGGUUCCGAUGACGCUCUGUACAACUCCACUCGUUCUGUGUUGUUUAGUUCAGCUCUUGAAAUGCACAAAUUUCCAGACAAAAAAAAACCCUUAUUUUAACUGAGUAAAGCAUUAAAAUGAUACUUGGUGAGAAUACAGAGGGGUGAAACCUAGCAGCAGUUUUGAUCUCUGCUAGCAUUUUAGGAUUCUUUUCUGUAAUGUCUGCUGUAGGUUUGUCGGUCUUGUUGUAGAUUGGGGGCUUUUUCGUUUGCUGUUUUUUUUUUUUUAAUUCAUUCCCACUGAAAUAAAACUUGGAGUGUUCAGAGCUUUCCUGGCUAUUCAAUUUAGGGCAAAGGGAUCAAACCAUCACAUUUGUUUAUUUUGAUGCUGUUGUCGUACGUAAAAAUCCACGUUUUAAGUUAGCACGAAUAUCCAUGCACUGUAUAUUGAAAGCAUCUAGAAUCUAACAAAGCAAUAUAGUUCUCUCCACAAAGCCAGAGAAAUGAGUGGAAUGUCUGCAAGAUUUGCAAUACGGGUAUUUGAUUGUAUUAUAUAAAUACAAGAUCUCAAAAAAUUGAGAUAGGGGGGAAGAAGGUUUUCCUAAAUCUCUCACGUAUUUCCAAGUGCAGUUAAUGGUUCUCAGCUGCACUCCUGGGUAUCAGAGAAGCAUUAAGGGGUCUUUUCCAGUUGAUCGUUCAGUCCAGCAAAAGCAAUGCUGCCUGACCUGAAGUUCCGUUGUCCGUUUUAUGUUGGGUUCACAAAGGUUUUUUGCCUGUAUGGGUAUUUUUAAAUUAAGCUGUAAGGCAGAAUGCCAUCGAUCCUUGAAACUCAGCCGAAGCGUUACGAUUAAAUGGCCGUUUGUAAACCUAGGGCUGUGCAUGGAAUAUUUGUUUGCCGCCGAGGGAGGAUGGCAGCAACGUGCUGUGUUCAUCGAGGUGGCUUCGAAGGAGUAAUUUGUUGUUCGGCCCUUCAGUCUUUCUUAAGCAGCAAAGUCAUACAUGGAAGAAACUCAACACCUGGAGAGAUGGGGCUAUCGGCGGACGCGGUCACUUUAUCACAUGAUGAGACUGGUCGGGGACAACAUAUGGAAAGGACAGCGGUGUGUACUGAUGUUGCAGCUUUGGAAAUGUCAGUGUAACAAAAAAAAAAAAAAAAAAAAAAUCAAACAAAACCACAAACCUGUAGCUAUAUCAUUUCCAAACACGUAAUCCUCUGUUUUACAGAUUCUUUUUAACUAAUAAAACACAGUACCGCACAGCCCUAUUUGUAAAACAAAACCCAGUUUGUGCCUCUGAUUUCCAAGGUGCUGUGAUGUGUGCCUUUGUGGGGCAGGAGGGCAGGUGAGACGCGCGGGGCCGUCGCUGCACACUCGGGGUAACUAUGCAACACCGGCUGUCAGGUCGCUGUUUCACGUUCUGUUGUAACAAUCCAGCUGACAUCUUUUUUUUCUUCUUUCUUGUUAAAGACCUAUGGGGAACUUCUUAACAGAGGAGUUAAGCAAUGGAAAUGUUUCUUGGUGAUUUUUUUUUUUUUUUAUCUAAUAAUGGAGCUGUUUACACUUUAAUGCAAUGAACAAUCCAGCGAUACUUGAGAAACACUACAGAUACCAUAUGAGUGUUUUCAGGAGAGAGAAGUGUUGUCAAUCAGGUUUUGAAUGGUUUCUUUACUGUCACAAAUAAAAAAGAUUUUACCAAUGUA
Messenger RNA from Gallus gallus (chicken), 6702 nucleotides. It is a transcript of the gene CTDSPL, whose product is annotated as CTD small phosphatase like. Lineage: Eukaryota; Metazoa; Chordata; Aves; Galliformes; Phasianidae. Gene Ontology annotation, molecular function: RNA polymerase II CTD heptapeptide repeat phosphatase activity. The record is from RefSeq and is a predicted model, not a curated record. The transcript has 8 exons. Bases 1686 to 2438 code for a protein of 250 amino acids.